AUGGAUGUGCACACCAGCAUCGAGCUUUACAUUCGUCGCACGAAUGUAUUGAGGGCUCAGCGAUUGCUGGAAACAACGACGACUACAUCUGCCGCUACACCGUCUACUGUUGAACUUGUUACUGGCCGCGGGAACGGAAACGUCUCCCGCGUAAAUCUUGUUAGUAACAAUCGUUACCUGGCGCUGUUCUUCGGAGCAGCGAUUAUUCUUUUAUUACUCGGCUGGCUGACCUUCUCUUACUUGAAGAGCAGAUCAGCCUUCUCUUGGCUGAAUUCUAACCAGCAGAAGGACGGCGACGGCGAAGUGUCUGUCUCAGAUGACUCCCAUGUUACGGAGAUUGUGGAUCUUGAGGCGACACAUCCAACGGAAACUCAGGCGUUCGAAGAAGAAGAAGAAUGUUUUUCUUCACAAAUGUCAACGAUUGAAAACGAUGAGGAUGACUCCGAGGAGGAGAAUAUGGUAUCAGACGACGACGAAGAUCAUGAUGAGGAGGAAACGGCAUCCGACGAAGAUAAAGAUAAUGAGGAGGAGGAGGAGAUGGUAUUAGACGUCGACGAAAAUCAUAAGGAGGAGGAGGAGGAGAUCGUAUCAGACGACGAUCAUCAUCAUGAGGAGGGGGAAGAGGAGGAGGAGGAAACAGCAUCGGACGACGACAGAGAUAAUGAGGGGGAGGAGGAGAAGACGGUAUUAAGCGACGAAGACUACGACGAAAAGGAAGACGAAGAUGGCCACACCCAGUUCUUGGAAAUUCUGGGCCAGUUCAUCAACGAUCCCAGCUCCCCCGCCGAAUUCCCAAGGCCAUCACUCCUGCUGCGUGAUCCCACCAGGAAUUACGUUUACAAGGCAGUCCUCACGAUGCGCGAGAAGCUGGAUAGACUGGCCAGGCAGAAUGAAACGCUGGAGAAGGAACGAAAGGACCAUCUGAAUUUGACUCAGGAAUUGCAAGUCCAAGAUGACAUGGAAUGGCAAAUCAACAAAUCGAAAGAUGAGGUAGGAGAGCUUAAUAAGAAAGUUAUAGAAAAGAAGGACGAUAAUGAUCAGCUUUCGAUUGAAAAAACUGUCCAUACUCCGAAGGACAAAGUCGGAUGUGUAGAGAAAGACAGUAAGAACAUGGGUGAAAAAUCCCAAGAACAGGGUCCUUCUGAUGCCGCUGAACUGCAGCGGAUCAUAGAUAAACAAGCUGAUCAAAUCCAACGUCUGAGGAAGAAGGUCCUGGAGAUGGAAGAGGAGAGACGACAGCGUGAGGCCGAUUUCCAGAGUUGGGAAAGAACAGCCUACACCGUCGGGAAGGAGAACUCGGAGUUGAAGGUCAUCUUGGAGGACCUCAGUCGAAAAAAGGACUUUUCGAAGAAUGUAAUAAGGACCUAA
This is a messenger RNA of Macrobrachium nipponense, 1368 nucleotides long. Its product is annotated as golgin subfamily A member 6-like protein 22. The transcript has a single exon. The coding region runs from base 1 to 1368 and encodes 455 amino acids. Lineage: Eukaryota; Metazoa; Arthropoda; Malacostraca; Decapoda; Palaemonidae. The record is from RefSeq and is a predicted model, not a curated record.